Messenger RNA from Tribolium castaneum (red flour beetle), 1862 nucleotides. It is a transcript of the gene shakB, whose product is annotated as shaking B. Bases 521 to 1633 code for a protein of 370 amino acids. NCBI's taxonomy places the organism in Eukaryota, Metazoa, Arthropoda, Insecta, Coleoptera, Tenebrionidae. Gene Ontology annotation, molecular function: gap junction channel activity. The transcript is spliced from 3 exons. Gene Ontology annotation, cellular component: plasma membrane; gap junction. The record is from RefSeq and is a predicted model, not a curated record.
CCUACUUCUAUAACUGGACUUGUGAAUACAAAUUGCUAAAUUAUGUCAAUUUUUUAAAGUUCCUAACUUACUUAUUCCUGGAAAUUGAGCACUUUUCAAUAAAAAUACAAUCGUUUCAUCCACUAAGUGUUUCGAAGGUAAUAUUUCGUAGAACAAUAGCUCAUUUUAUUUCAAAUUUACGCAAAUAGCUUCCAUUAACCGAUCUAUUCAGCCGGGUUCGAGGCCACGUGACUUGACGCCUGUUUAACUGACUCACGUGACUUGGACCCUCUGUCCAAAAUCUAGUUCCGCCGCUGCCUUCUUAUUUAUAACUUUCCGAAGUAAGAUAAUCGUAUGACGCUACCCGUCCGGCACAUGGCCGCUCCGUUGGGCAAGUCAGUGUUAAAAUAAGCGUCUCGACGCCGGGUCGCCGUCGCCGUCGCCGCGAAAGUCGAACCUGUGCACGCGUGUGGCUUAAGCACAUCGACGAUGGACUUCCGUCCGCUGCAGCGCAAAGCUCGGCCUCGUUAAUGGUCGGAAAAUGUUGGACAUCUUCCGCGGACUCAAGUCCCUCAUCAGAGUCAACCACAUCCACACCGAUUCGCCCGUUUUUCGUCUGCACUAUUCCAUCACGGUGCUCAUUCUGGUGGCCUUUAGUCUCAUCGUGACGACCAGGCAGUAUGUGGGCAAUCCCAUCGAUUGUAUCCACACGAAGGAUAUUCCAGAAGAUGUGCUUAACACUUACUGUUGGAUCCAUUCCACCUUUACCAUCAAGCAGCAGCAAGGGCCGAGGGCUGAGCCGUUUAGUUAUCCAGGGGUUAAGACGACCAUCGAUGAGAAAGACAAGAAACUUGUCAAGUAUUACCAAUGGGUGUGCUUUUGCCUGUUUUUCCAAGCAAUCCUGUUCUACACGCCCAGAUGGCUGUGGAAGUCUUGGGAAGGUGGUAAAAUCCACGCUUUGAUGAUGGAUCUGGACGUGGGUGUGUGUUCCGAAAUCGAAAAGAAGCAGAAGAAGAAGCUGAUGAUCGACUACUUGUGGGAGAACUUGAGAUACCACAAUUGGUGGGCUUACAAGUAUUAUUUUUGCGAGCUUUUGGCCCUGAUUAAUGUUAUUGGCCAAAUGUUCCUGAUGAACCGCUUCUUCGACGGCGCCUUCCUCAUGUUCGGCUUCGACGUGAUCGCCUUCAUCAACAGCGACCAAGAGGACCGUAUCGACCCCAUGAUCGAGAUCUUCCCUCGCAUGACCAAGUGCACCUUCUACAAAUACGGCGUUUCCGGCGACAUGGAAAAGCACGACGCGAUGUGCAUUCUCCCCCUGAACGUCGUCAACGAAAAAAUCUACAUCUUCCUCUGGUUCUGGUUCAUCAUCCUCGGAAUCCUCACCUUCUUCACCAUCGUCUACCGAGUGAUCAUCAUUUUCUCGCCCCGAAUGCGCGUCUACCUGCUCCGAAUGCGCUACAGACUGGUCCGGAAAGACGCCAUAGACCUUAUCGUGCGUCGGAGCAAGAUGGGCGACUGGUUCCUGUUCUACAUGUUGGGGGAGAAUGUGGAUUCGGUGAUUUUCCGGGAUGUUUUGCAGGAGUUGGCCAACAAACUGGCGAGGCAUAAUUUUCACCAUAUUCCCGGGUUCAAGGGGGAGAUACAGGAAGCGUGAAAGGCCGUGCCUUAGCUGCCUCACUGCCUACAGACGAUGUAACGACUAGUAUUGAGGUUAACAUUCCGAUAUUUGAUAGGAAUGGGCAAGGGCGAAGGUCGUGCAUCUCUGACAAAGCGUUAAAGCCAAAUAUUUAUUUUUACUAGAUCUGUGGACAAUAUUAUGUGCAAUUAUUGUUAUUGUUAUAAGUUAUCGUAUUAUCUUUUGUAUUUUUCGGAAAAUAAUAAAC